CUGGCCAGGGAGGUGCUGGGGCUGCUGGGGAGAAACCUCUCCGCGGAGGAACAUGGAUGGGGCCGGGCUCCGCAGAGGGCCCAGUCGGACUCAGUCAUCUUGCGGGGUAGCUGGUGCUGUUCACUGCACAUGACGGCUGCUAACCUGGCCACCUGAGCGCUGCAGCGAGGCCAUGGGGGGCGGGAAACAGAGCACGGGGUCGCUAAAGAGCUUAGAAGCUGGGCUCACUGGCAAUGGCACCAUUGGUCUUGACUCUGUGGCCAGCUGAAGCCAGGACUGAGCCCUGGGCCAGAAUAAGCUCUUGGAGGUGCCUGGGUUUAUCUGAUGAGGAGGGGCCUGUGGAAGGGGGGAAAAACUCCUCCAGAUGGAUGACAGCACUCAAAGUUACACCCGGUUGGACUUGACACUGCCUUCCAAGCUGUGAAGGUACCACAGACAAUGGGAUGUUGGGAUGGGUGAUGACUCCAAGCAGUAUCCUUGCCUUCCAACAGCCUUAGUCCGUGGAACCUGAGAGAUGGCACUUAGGGUCAUCAUUUAUGGGCCCUGGAGCUUUGGGGUGAGCUCCCCAGAAGCCUACCCAGAAGACCUGAGCUAUCCAUUGCUGCAGGAGCAGGAAGGCCUAGCUCUGACCCCUUGGAUCCCUUCAAGAGCAGGAGGCAUGACUGCCCCACAGGAGGCCAUGAGGCAAGAGACUAGGGCACCAGCUGAGGGGCGUGGUUCUCCCUGGCACCAGCCCACCUCUUAGGGUCUCCCACUGGCUGGGAGGGAUCAGAGGAGUGUGGCUUCUUGCGUGAGGGGAGUUCUGAGCUAAGGUCAGCGUACCUUCUAACCAUCUGCUCUCAAAUCAAGGACCAGACGGCCUGAUAGGAGCACUCAGGCAGGAGGUGGUGGCCAAGGUCAAGAGAAGUAUAAAGGACGAGGGGAGGGGCAGAGCAGAGCGGGGCAAAGUGAGACCUCUGACUCAGGACAGGCAGGCUGCUGACUGGCUAUGACCCUGGAAGAGUCACCAGCCUUACUGCCCUCACCAGGGACAGUGCCUGGCCUGUCCUCCCCUUCGUUCUGCUCCUCUGGGCUCAGCUGCAUCCUGCUCUGGAAGAGGGUCAUCACAAAGCUACAGCCGGGAAGCACUGCCUGAGCCGUUGCCCAUCUCCCGCCAGGGGCGUCCUCGGGGCCGCAGCUUUGUCACCCCACACCUUCGGCUCAGGGUGGCCUCCGCAUCCUCAGCACACCCCUGGCAUGAGGCGCGUGGCUGAGAAACGGGGGGUGGAGCCGGAGCUGGAGUAGCUUUAGGAGCCAAGAUGAGCCCUCAGCUGUCACAGGCUCUGAACAAAGUGCAGGAGUCCUGGCCCUGCGCGGUUUAUGGCUGACUUGGACCAACUUUGUGGGUCAGCCGGGAACCCACAGCCUGUGACACUCCUCAGCCCCAUCCCCGCGCAUGCUGGAGGUCGCAGGUGACUCACCGUCUUCACUGGAAGCUUUGUGCAAGUUGGGGCAAGUCCCCCAGGAAGCGGACCUGACGAUGCCACCCCCGCUGAAGGAUGCUCUCACCCUCAGAAUAGAGGUCAGCGGAUGUGUCCUUCGACUAUUUGCCACCCGAGUGCCACGCCCACCUCCCAGAGCUGGCACAGGGUUUGGUUCAGGCAUAUGAAUUCCUGAUUCCUAGUCCGGCAGUACUGGUUGGGCCUCCUCACCUGCCUUCCAGCCAACACUCCUGCUCUCUCCCUGCUGUCCCUUCGCCAGGUUACCCCUGCUCGCCCUGCAGCUCUACGAUUCUAUGCCAUGCCCCAGAAGCCUUCCCUGACCCUCACACCUGGGUUAAGCGCCCUUUCUAUGCGCUGUUAGGGCCUGAAGAGAACAGGGCUGUGCCUGUCCUGUUCACUGUUAUGCCCAGUGUCACCCAGCGCCUGGCACACUGAAGGGACUAGAUAAAAACUGUUGUAAAGAGUGAACGAACUGUGUGUGUUUGCAUCUUACAGUGUGUUAGGACUGGGGAGCCCCACCUCCAAUGCCUUUGGUAUUCACUGCAGCCCAAGAUUAAAGCCUCUGGCUGAAGUGUGUGCUGAACAGGAGUUAACUGGGUGUUUCCGCCUGCUGGGGUAGGGACGCUUUGCUGGGAGGGGCCGGAACUGCUGGGAGGCCCUCUGUCCUUCCCACACAGGAGCAAGGGUAGGAUUGCCAGACAAAAUACAGGGCGCCCGUUAGAUUUGAAUUUUGGAUAAACAGCAAAUACAUUUUUAGUAUAUUGCAUGUCAUACGUGGGACAUACUUAUGCCAAAAAAAUAUUAAAUUCAAAUGGAAUGGGGCAUCCUGGGGUAUUUUCCUUCUUUUUAAGUCUGGGAACCCUAGCAAGGCAGACAUGAUGCGCCAGGUGCUAGGGGGUCUGAGGUCCUUCUACAAGGUACAUUCUGUUCACUGUCUGGGUCCUUCCUGCUCUUUAAAUGCUUUUGGGCAAAGAACAAGGUGAGCUCAAGACGUGGUUUCCCAGGGCUGUCACUCGCACACUUAAUCCACUGUAUCUCCCUACAUCUCAACCCCUGAACCAGGCUACUGGACUGGACGGUUAGGGAAAGCCUCUCUGAGGAGGGGAUGUUUGAGCUGAGAUUUGAAGGAAUGAGCCAAGUGGUGACUGGGGAAGAACGUUCCAAAGGAGAGUGGGUGUGAACUUGGUGAGUCUGAGGAACGUAAAGGCUAGUGGAGUGGAGUGGAUUGAGUGCAGGAAGGGAGGGGUUUACAUGGAAGACCUUGGGCCACAUCCGUGGUCUCCAAGAAGGGGAGUUAAGGCUGCACUCCUUGCUGGUCACCGCCCCCAGCUGUAGGGUGGAUGCUUCUCUGGCCUCCAAGGCUGAGUCUCAGCGGCAAAGAUGGGGGAGGAAGGGAGUGAGUGUCUGCCGUCUGGGGUUAGGGGUUCUGGCAGCAGCGGCAAAGCCACGGGGCCUGGUUCUUGACUGCAGUUUGGUGGGAUCUCCAGCUCUUAAAAAUGGCGUGGAGCCAUGAGUGCUUAGAGCUAAGACCCCAUGUGACUGGUCCCUGUGGAGAGCCACCUCCAUGCCCUCCUGAGAGCACUGCUAGGAGCCAGGUGUGCUCUCCUUUCUAGGGGAAAAUGCUGCAGCCCAGGGCCACAGGGCCACGGGGUGGGGAGGACGCAAAAGGCUCCAUCUCACCUCAGCAGGAGUCUCUCUCCUGGCUUUGGAACGGGUUGAAAGCCCUACACCAGGAAACUCAAAUCAGGUCCCCAGUGAGGCUCUGCUCCUUUGUGCAGCCCUGCCCACCCCAGUCCUCCUCAAAUACGCAGGCCAAAGAACAGGAAAUGGCUCCUUUCCAAGGACUCAACUCACAAGACACUUGUUGCCUGCUGUUUGCCUACCGGCCUGUGAAGGAAGCUGUUUCUUAAUUUAAAAUGUCCAUUAACUCCCUCCAGCUGGAAAGCUACCCCAACAAAACUUCUGUUUGUGGCGGGUUUAACCUUGGUCAUUCUGAGGGCGGGGGCCCAGCUGGGUUUGCCCCAUCGGAAGGUGUGCCCAGAGCAGUGGGCACCCUUAGGUGUCUUGCCUUGGCUUGAGAGUAUGUUCUCUCUGUCAGGAGGUAUUGGAUCCCCGAGGCCCACCUUGGCCAGGGCCCUUGGGAAGCCCACAGUGCUGGGGCAGGGGGUGGGGGUGAUGUCCCUUUGCUGAGGCUCUUUUAUGUCUCCAGGGGAGGAAACCCCAUUUCCCUACUACCAUCAGGCCCUCGGUGAGUCCUGCCGACAGGAAAGAACCUUUUGUUCUGAGCUUGUAGGAAAUCUGAGCUGGACUUGUUAUCUACCCACAGCACUUCCUGGAUAGGGGGCCUGGACGGGACUGUACUAGGGGCUGGCUCCCAGCCGUGGCCUUGGUUCCUUCCUCUCUUAGCGUCUGGGGCCGGGGAGGCUGCCCAUGGCAAGGUCUAGGCCUUCACGAAAGGCUGAGCGACACCUCCACCAUCGGCUGCAAGGAAGGGGCGAGUCCCUCAGGGCUGCAGGAGCGGCAAGGUAGGCCAAGGUCCGGCCACUCCUGACACCUAGUGGCCACCUGAGUCCGGGGCAGGGCGCGGGAAGAGCAGGGGGCCUGUACUCCCGUUCUUCUGGCCGGCAUCCCCCUUCCCUCUGCCCGGGGCCCGGCCCCAGCAGCCCCGGCAGCCCAUCCCGCCUCAGCCUCGCCCUCGGCCUCCGAGUCAGGCCUGGACUUGGAGGCCUCUUACAACCACGGGUGGGUCGCAGAACCCCAUACGCCCCCAAACGUGGCGGACCCGGGAAGCCAGGUCGUGAGGCCCGGAUUCGAAGGUUACCCGAGCUCGGGUCCGGAGGCCGCCGUUCUCGCGCCGCACGCCCGAGCACGCGGGCGUCAAGACUCGGGCCCGGAGUCUGGCGGGACCCCGUCCCUAGACCCGGGACCUUGGGGGGCCGGGCCCGGUCCCAGGUGCGCGGACCCGCCGGGGGCACUUCCGGUCCCCGCGCCCCCCCACGCCCGUCGCGUAGUCCGCCGGGCUGCCAACCCGCUGCAGCCACCCGGUCGCCAUGGAGACGCGGUAACUCCGAAGUCCGCGCGGCUGGCCGAACCGGCAGAACAGCCCGGGCGUGGCGCGGGCAGCUCGCGGGCCAGUCGGCAGCGCGACGCUGCGCAGCGUGGACAACGUCCGUGCUCGAUGUCCAGCCAGGUAGGUGGCCGGGGCGGGUAGGGGAGAGUCGAGGCCUGGCGCGGAGUCGGGAGGGGCCCCGGGUGUGUGCGGGGGGACGGCGAGCUCAGGUGUGCCCGGCCUGGGGCGGGACCGCGCCCGCGCCGGGACAGGCCGGGAUCCCGGCGCCGCAGCCAGUCUUUCUUUUUCCCUCUCCUGCCGCCACACCUGACUCACCUCACCUGCUUCCCCCGGCUCGGGGCCACCGAGCAAGGCCCGAGUUUAGGAGCUCAUCCCACUCCUGCCUGGAGCUGUCAGCCGUCGGCCCCGGGUCUGCCUCUGUGCCCAGUCUCCGCGGAAGUUAGCACGGAGCGGCAGCCUUUUCUCCCAGGAGAGCCCACGGGGGACACCAAUGCUUGAUGCUAUGUUACUAGCCUGAGAAAGUGCAGAGCCACACCCCAAGCAGGCAACCCCUGUAGGAAAUCCAAAGGAGUGGCCACCCCAGUGUGGUGAAGCCAGCGUGGACUGUGCAGUCGCCUCGGCAUAGAGCCGCCUCAGCAUGGACAGCCCUGCCCGCCCAGCACCUGCCCCUGCGGCCCUGCUUUACUAUGUGGCCUUCUCCCAGCUGCUGGGCCUGGCCGUGGUGGCCACGACUGGCACCUGGCUCGGUGUGUACCGAGGAGGCAUCGCCUGGGAGAGCGCCCUGCAGUUCAACGUGCAUCCUCUCUGCAUGAUCAUAGGCCUGGUCUUCUUGCAGGGAGAUGCCCUGCUGGUUUACCGUGUCUUCAGGAAUGAGGCCAAACGCACCACCAAAGUUCUGCACGGGCUGCUGCACGUCUUCGCCUUCGUCAUCGCCCUGGUGGGCCUGGUGGCGGUGUUCGACUACCACAGGAAGAAAGGCUACGCCGACCUGUACAGCCUGCACAGCUGGUGUGGCAUUCUGGUCUUCGUCCUCUUCUUUGUGCAGUGGCUCAUGGGCUUUAGCUUCUUCCUGUUCCCCGGCGCGUCGUUUUCUCUGCGGAGCCGCUACCGGCCGCAGCACGUCUUCCUUGGCGGCGCCAUCUUCCUCCUCUCGGUGGGCACCGCCCUGCUGGGCCUGAAGGAGGCGCUGCUGUUCGAGCUCGGGACCAAGUACAGCAAGUUCGAGCCCGAGGGCGUCCUGGCCAACGUGCUGGGCCUGCUGCUGGCCGCCUUCGGCGCGGUCGUGCUCUACAUCCUGAGCCGCGCCGACUGGAAGCGGCCCCUCCAGGCGGAAGAGCAAGCGCUCUCCAUGGACUUCAAGACGCUGACGGAGGGCGACAGCCCCAGCUCCCAGUGACGCGCGCCCCGUGCCAUCCCGUCCUGUCCCCCGAGGCGGUCUCCGCCGUUUCGGGGCCCCGACAGGUGUCUGUCCCGCACCCGCCGAGGCUCCGGGGGUGGGGAGCGGGGGUGGGGCAGCCCUCCUCCCUGAGCGCUGAUUUCCGGGGUUCAGGCCCCCUCCGCUUUCCCCUCCUCGCUGCUGCUGCCGCCGCCGCUGCCGUCGUGUUAGUCCUGCGCAGACCCCCGCCCCCCUUGCCCCUGCCACCCCCUCAGAUGGAGCAGCUUUGGGUAGGGUUCUGGGCGGUUGGGCCUGGUCGCAGAAGCACAGAUCCUUAAAGGGGUUGGAGAGGGGGAGGCGGCUCCCCGCUCGGGGCAGCGGGGCCUGGGCUGUGUCCGCGGAGAAGGCGGGGCUCAGCGCCGGGCCCGGCGAGGCCAAGACUUGCUUUGUGUGACACGGAACUCCAACCAGGAGUCUUGCGGGCCCAGCCUUUGGCAGCGGAGCAAGUGAUAUUAUGUGUAAAAUAUGCUGGUGUCAGGGCAGGGUUCCCCAGCAGAGGGGAGGGACUGGCCCUUGGGAAGCUCUGGACGCGUGGCUUGGGCCCAGCGGCGCUCUGCAGCCUUCUCUUUCUUUAACCCCUUAGCCCGAGGGCGGCUUUCUUUGCCUUUGGGGCCCAGCAGCCCGAAGAAGAGGCAGGAGGUGGGCCUCGGCGGGCGCUGCGGGCCGUAUGCCGCCUGCAGGGGCUCCCCUCCCCGCGGGGGCCGGCCUCGCGAGCCAGCUGCCCCCCCUCGGAGCUCACUCAGGCGGUGCUCUGACAGAGGCCCAGGACACAAGCCUUUUUGCUUUAAACAAAAAGCUGCCGCUAUUGCCCCCUUUCCCUUUCCAUAGGGAGGGUAGGGGCUGCCUAAUCAGGAGGAAAGCCUCAUCCUCUCCUACCUGGGGCCCAUCUUUGCAGGAAGUUGGGACCAAGUCAGAAUCGGAUUAAUCCCCCCAACCCCAUGAGUGUGUAAUGCUGUUAGCUGAGUCACCGUUUGGCUUCUGUCUAGAAAUAACGUGAUUACAGCAUCGAUCUUGUGCUUCUCGGACUUGGUGAAUGCUCUCUCCUUGUUUUCCUCGUUUUCUGGGCUUUGAGGAGCAUGACACUGUUUGAGACAAGACACAGUUUACUUAAAUGAAGACAUUAAUAAAAUUUCCAAAUCUGA
Molecule: messenger RNA, 7128 nt
Organism: Delphinapterus leucas (beluga whale)
Lineage: Eukaryota; Metazoa; Chordata; Mammalia; Artiodactyla; Monodontidae
Source: RefSeq, a predicted model, not a curated record